This is a messenger RNA of Sorex fumeus (smoky shrew), 1958 nucleotides long. It is a transcript of the gene VIT, whose product is annotated as vitrin. Gene Ontology annotation, biological process: extracellular matrix organization; positive regulation of cell-substrate adhesion. The record is from RefSeq and is a predicted model, not a curated record. Gene Ontology annotation, cellular component: interstitial matrix. Lineage: Eukaryota; Metazoa; Chordata; Mammalia; Eulipotyphla; Soricidae. The transcript has 14 exons. The coding region runs from base 1 to 1950 and encodes 649 amino acids.
AUGAAUGAUCCCAGACCCUCGGAACGAUACUGUAACCGUUGCGAGUACGGACUGGCUGUGCUCACCAUGAAGGCGGCAGCUCUGGAAACGCUCCUGGUCUUGCUGGUGACCGGAAUCCAUUCGAACAAGGAGACGCCCAAGAAGAGCAGAAGGCCCAAGUUCACCGCGCCCCAGAUCGGCUGCGACGUCACGGCGGGGGAGAUCCUGGACCCUGAGUUCGUGGUGAGGUGCCCGGCGGGCUGCGGAGACCCCGGAUACCCGGUGCGGGGUCUUGGCCCCUACACGGCCCGCUCCAGUGUGUGCGCGGCUGCUGUCCACAGCGGCGUGCUCCCUCGCUCGGGAGGGAGGGUUCUUGUCCGGAAAGUGCCCGGGGAGUCGGACUCUGAAGGCGGCUACUCCAGCGGGGUCCAGGCGCUUUCCCUGCCGCACCAGGAGGGACUCUUCACUGUCGCAGAAGGUAAACCCCGAGAAGGUGUGGCCUACCCCUCGUCUCUGACGUUCUCUUCAUCUGCGUCUGACCAUGCAGGGGAGACCAUGAGAAGCCCCCAGAAGCCGGUCCCAGGGGCAACGGCUCCACCAGCCACCCUGACGCAGGUUCCGGGGUCCCCAGCGGCGGCAGCCACAAACAGCCCCCGGCCACCGGCACCCGCAGGACUAAGGAGCCCAGCGCGGGGGGACACGGAUGCACAGAAGCCUGGCUCGGUCCUUUUGGAUGCAGGAUUUGUGCCAGAAGAAUCCAGCACGCAGCCCCCGGAGCCAGCAGCCCAGGGGGACCCCAGCUGCAAAGUGGACCUGGCGUUUCUCAUUGACGGGAGCUCGAGUCUCGGCAAACGCCGCUUCCGCAUCCAGAAACAGUUCCUGGCCGAGAUGGCCCAAGUGCUUGACAUCGGCCCCGCCGGCCCGCUGAUGGGGGUCGUGCAGUACGGGGACACCCCCGCCCUCCAGUUCAACCUCAAGGCUCACGCCAGCCCCCGGGACGUGCGCGCGGCCCUGGAGAAGAUGACGCCCCGCGGUGGCCUGGCCAACGCAGGCCGCGCCCUCUCCUUCACGGCCCAAAGCUUCUUCUCCAAAGCCAACGGGAACCGGAUCGGCACCCCCAACGUGGCCGUGGUGCUGGUGGACGGCUGGCCUUCGGACCGCGUGGAGGAUGCGGCCAGGCGGGCGCGCGAGGCGGGCAUCAACGUCUUCGUCCUCACGGUCGAGGGGCCGCUGGACAGCGAGCGCGAGCUGGUGCUCGAGCCGGACUUCGCGCACAAGGCCGCCUGCAGGUCCAGCGGCUUCUACGCGCUGCCCGUGGCCAGCUGGGGCGCGCUGGGCAGGAGCCUGCGGCCGCUGGCCCGGCGCGUGUGCGACGCGGAGCGCCUGGUGUGCAGCCGCACCUGCCUGAACUCGGCCGACGUGGGCUUCGUGCUGGACGGCUCCAGCAGCGUGGGCCCGGGCAACUUCCGCACGCUGCUGCGCUUCGCCGCCAACGUCAGCCAGGCCUUCCGCAUCGCGGCGUCGGCCACGCGCGUGGGCGCCGUCCAGUACACCUACGAGCAGCGCCUGGAGUUCGGGCUGGACGCGCACCGCUCCAAGGCGGCCGUGCUGCGCGCGCUCGCGGGCCUGGGCUACUGGAGCGGCGGCACCAGCACGGGCGCCGCCAUCCGCUUCGCGCUGCAGCGGCUCUUCCACGAGCCCAGGCCCGGCCGGCGGCGCCUCAUGGUCCUGGUCACCGACGGCCGCUCCUACGACGACGUCCGCGCGCCCGCCCUGGCCGCGCACCGCAAGGGGAUCAUCGUCUACGCGGUGGGCGUGGCCUGGGCGGCGCGGGAGGAGCUGGACAUUAUCGCCUCGCACCCGGCCCGGGACCACGCGUUCUUCGUGGAGGAGUUCGACCACCUGCACACGCUCGUGCCCCAGAUCCUGCACAACAUCUGCGCCGAGUUCAACGCGCACCCGCAGGACUGAGCGCGGCG